This is a messenger RNA of Mollisia scopiformis, 1816 nucleotides long. Its product is annotated as cytochrome P450. Gene Ontology annotation, molecular function: iron ion binding; monooxygenase activity; oxidoreductase activity, acting on paired donors, with incorporation or reduction of molecular oxygen. Bases 109 to 1719 code for a protein of 536 amino acids. The record is from RefSeq and is a predicted model, not a curated record. Lineage: Eukaryota; Fungi; Ascomycota; Leotiomycetes; Helotiales; Mollisiaceae. The transcript is spliced from 5 exons.
CCAAAGGAAGCUGCUCUGUAAGUCUAGAUACUGCGAUAGUCCAUUUGAUUCUCGUUGUUGUUUUCUAUAAUUUCUCGUCGGUCUGAAAAAAGUCUGUGGAUUCUCGCAAUGCCUUCAUCCAGCUUCACAACUUUAGCCCUGGCUAGCGCCUUGACAUACCUUUAUACGUACAGCUCGCAAGCGUCGCUAUCAAUCACCAAUGCAGUGCUUUUGACGUGCAGUAUAUUCCUUCUACUCUAUCUCAUCUGGUCGUUGUUCUUGAGACCUGUCUACUUCAGUCCACUGCGCAAUCUCCCUGGUCCAGCGAGAAAGAGUUGGAAGCAUUUCUUCAAGAUAUAUAAUCCAAACGAAGUCCUCGAGUUCGUGGACACGGUUCCCAAUAAUGGUAUCAUACGAUAUCUGGAUAUCCUCAAUUCUGAGAUGAUCUCAAUCACUGAUCCUAAGCUUGUGGCGGAGAUGCUUGGACCAAGAGCAGAUCACCUGAAUAAGCGUCCCAAGAUCAAAGUCAUAAUGGAAAGCAUCUUAGGGAAUGGCUUGGUUGUUGCAGAGGGCAAAGACCACAAGUACCAAAGAAAACAUUUAUUACCAGCUUUCAAUCAUAAGGUCAUCAAAAAUCUGUAUCCGACAUUCUGGUCGAAGGCGACCGAGAUGACUAGUCUCAUGACGGAGCAAAUUCAAUCAAGUUCCCCCAAGGAUCUAUCAAUGGUGGUCGACUUCGAUGACUGGGCUGGUAGAGUUUCUUUGGACAUCAUUGGCCUCGCUGGAUUUGGCUCUGCGUUCCAUGCCCUUUCAAGUCCGGAGACCGAUCUUAACACUGCAUAUCGUGCUGCGUUCCUCCCAAACAAGAAUUCCCGGAUGUUCUUUAUCUUGUCCCUGCUUACCCACCCCACUUUGGUUUAUAUGUUACCAAUCGAGCACUCAAAGCGCUUACGAGAAGGUGUUAAUGCUGUGACGAGAUGGAUCAGAGGGUUUAUUGCCAAGCGUCAGCACGACAAGCCAGAAAAAACUGAAGGUUCCACGUUUGUGCAUCAAGAUAUCAUCUCUGCAGCGAUGGAAGGCGGUGCUUUUGGCGUCGAGAACUUGGUUGAUCAAUCCAAGACGUUGCUUGGUGCCGGCCAUGAAACUUCAGCGACGGCCGUGACGUGGGGUAUCUAUCUUCUUUCUCAACCUCGCUAUGCACACAUCCAGAACCGCCUCCGCCAAGAGGUUCGUGAAUAUCUUCCAAGCCCAAGCUCAGGGAUCGAAGUCACCGAGGACAUGCUAGAAAAACUUCCUUACCUCGAUGCCGUUAGCAAGGAAAUCCUGCGUGUAUAUGCUCCUGUACCGCUAUUAGGUAGAAUUGUACAUUCACCCAUGGAAAUUGGUGGAGUAACAUUCCCAAAAGGAACCGUGUUACUGGUUCAUAUGUGGGCUAUCAACAAGUCGAAGAAGCUUUGGGGAGAAGAUGCCCACGAGUUCAAUCCAGACCGGUGGUUGAAAGACAAGGUAAAUGGUGGCGCUACAGAGAAUGGAUUUCUUUCUUUCGGCGCGGGCACAAGGAGUUGCAUAGGUAGAGGAUUUGCCAUAGCCGAGAACAAAGCGCUUCUAGCUCAACUUAUUGGUAGCUUUGACAUCAAACCUCCACAUGGCGAGACGGAAGACUUAGACAUAUCGUGGGGUAUUACUGCCCGCAUAGUUGGCGGACUUCAUAUGAAGACAUCCGUUCUGGAGGGUUGGUAAUGGUAUGCUGUGUUCAUCCGAUUUUGUUUGCUUGGGGGGAGCUGGGAAGCCAAACGAAUGGAUACCGUUCCGUCUCAUACGAUUUGUUGAGUCCAUC